AUGAAGUCCUGCAACGAGGUGGAGGGGGACGUCAGCCUGACCAGCGGAGUCUACACCGUCUAUCCAACCCAGUUUGAUCUGGAUGGUGUCAAGGUGUACUGUGACUUUGACACAGACAGGGGGAGCUGGACGGUUUUCCUGAAUAGGGAAAAUGGCAAAUUGAACUUCUACAGGCCCUGGGAAGCUUACCUGCAUGGCUUUGGGGACCCUGCUGGAGAGUACUGGCUCGGUCUGGAGUACCUCCACGAACUCACCGAGGAUGGACCCUAUCAGCUGCGAGUCGUCCUGGAGGACUUUGAUGGAGAGUGUGUGUACGCUCAGUAUGAUUCCUUCUAUAUUGAUGCUGAGUGUGACGGCUACAAGCUGCACGUGUCAGGAUUCACCGAUGGGGGCGCCGGAGACUCUCUGAGUGUUCAUAAUGGGAACAAGUUCUCCACCUUUGACAACGACCAAGACAACAGCACAACAAACUGCGCACAGCGUUUCCUUGGGGCAUACUGGUACAAUGCGUGUUAUGACAGCAAUCCUACUGGGAUUUAUCAAUGGGGCCAUGUUAUCGAUCGCUUUUCUAAUGGAAUGAUUUGGUCACAGUGGAAGGGUCUCGAGUACUCAGUGAGGGGUGUCAAAAUGAUGUUCCGUCCUUUACCUUCUCCCUCAGAAGCGGGACAGGACAUCUCCAGAGACGGCGCUCUGCAGCUCACAGCUCCCAUCAUGCCUGAGCCACAGAGCAGGAGCAGAUUCAGCACCGAGGAACAGCGUCGAUAA
Salarias fasciatus (jewelled blenny) is the source of this 765-nucleotide messenger RNA. Its product is annotated as microfibril-associated glycoprotein 4-like. Bases 1 to 765 code for a protein of 254 amino acids. Gene Ontology annotation, biological process: elastic fiber assembly. The record is from RefSeq and is a predicted model, not a curated record. NCBI's taxonomy places the organism in Eukaryota, Metazoa, Chordata, Actinopteri, Blenniiformes, Blenniidae. The transcript is spliced from 7 exons.